This is a messenger RNA of Plasmodium cynomolgi strain B, 1584 nucleotides long. Its product is annotated as TPR Domain containing protein. Bases 1 to 1584 code for a protein of 527 amino acids. Gene Ontology annotation, molecular function: protein binding. The record is from RefSeq and is a predicted model, not a curated record. NCBI's taxonomy places the organism in Eukaryota, Apicomplexa, Aconoidasida, Haemosporida, Plasmodiidae. The transcript is spliced from 2 exons.
AUGGAGGACACUGCGUUGGGUGCUACUUCACGGGGAGAUGAAAUGGGAGCUGAGAGCAUCGAAUGUGUAGAGAAGGACGCUGCUUUGGGAGGGUCCACGGGGAACGAUGGGGGGGAUAAUUUAUCCUGUGGGGAGUCCAAAGCGGAACGGGAAUCGCUCGCCGAACGGUGCGCCGAGGGAACCACAGGGGAGAAGUGCCAGAUGGGAGAAGCCCCAACGAGAGAGGCCCCAACGGGAGGACCCCCAGCAGGAGAAGCCCCAAUGGAAGAAGCCUCCGUGGGAGUAUCCCCAACGGGGGAGGGGUCCCUCGAGCGAAUUUGCCAGUAUAGCGAAAGGGACAAGUCCGAAGUAGGAGGCGCAUUGGAGGGAGAGAAGAGCCAUGUGAGGGGUAGCGAAAGCACCAUGGAAAGCCUCCCAGGCAUCAGUUAUGUGAAAGCGCAGGCGGGGGACCAAACAAAUGAUGAUGAUGAUAAAGCAAAAAAGAGGGAACCCGGCCAAGUGAGCGCGAAUAAUGGGGAACCCGGUCAAGUGAGCACGAAUAAUGGGGAACCCGGCCAAGUGAGCACGAAUAAUGGAGAACCCGGCCAAGUGAGCAAGAAUAAUGGGGAACCCAACCAAGUAAACACAAACGAGAACGACAAAAGAGAAAGUUGGCACUUGGACAGUGGGGAAAAACCAAACUGCUCAUUUGCGAAGCAGCCAAACAGCAGGACAAAGAGAGAGGACAUAAAGGAACAAUCGAAUAAAGAAGACACGAAUGGCAAUGUAAGAAAUUAUUACAGUGACAACUGUAUAAGUAAAGAUGAUUAUCAGAAUUCCAGUUCUCACCUCAGCUCAUCGGUGGAGGAUGAGGACUCGGAGGAAAUGAGCUCCAACGAGGGCUAUUCGGAUAGGAGUGAGGACUCCGGAGAUGGGAGGAGUUCAUCCGUCCUCAGUGAGGAUUAUGACGAGGAGGAAGAAGAGGAUGACGACGAGGAGGAUGACGAAGAUGACGAAGAUUACGAAGACGGAAAGGACGAAGAUGGAAACUGCGCCAAUGGCAACGGCGCAGAUGGCCAAAACACAGAGGAGAUGAAGUCCCAAGGAAAUGAGUUAUUCAAAAAGGGGGACUACAAGCAGGCCAUCUUUUACUACAAUAAGGCUUUAAAAAAAUGCAAGGAGAAAAGUACCAAGUCGAUUUUGUACUCCAAUAGGGCAGCUUGCUACUCACAUUUAGGGAACUGGAAUCAGGUGGUCGAAGACUGUAAUAAGUCUAUUAACUAUAAUGAGAGCUUUGUGAAGUCCUACAUCCGGAGGAGCAAUGCGUAUGAACAGCUGGAAAAAUAUAAUGACGCGUCGAACGACUUGAAUAAAGCCAUAUCUUUGGAUUCCUCUUUGCUGGCAAACUACGAAAUGAAACAGAAGAAAUUAAAGUACCUGGCUGAACAGCAGUUAAAUAAAGAAAAGGAAGAAAUGGUGGGGAAAUUAAAAGACUUUGGUAAUUUGCUGCUUGGGAAAGUGGGACUGUCACUUGAUAAUUUUGAAGUGCAAAAGAAUCCAAACAAUGAUGGCUCUUUUAACAUUCAAUUUAAGCAAAAUAAGUAG